Equus quagga is the source of this 3535-nucleotide messenger RNA. It is a transcript of the gene SNCAIP, whose product is annotated as synuclein alpha interacting protein. The coding region runs from base 115 to 3021 and encodes 968 amino acids. Gene Ontology annotation, molecular function: ubiquitin protein ligase binding. NCBI's taxonomy places the organism in Eukaryota, Metazoa, Chordata, Mammalia, Perissodactyla, Equidae. The record is from RefSeq and is a predicted model, not a curated record. The transcript is spliced from 12 exons.
CGUCAGUUUUAGCCGGGAAUAUUUCUCUCUUGGCCCUCUCUCGCGGUGAUGACUUUCAUCUGCAGGUGGACUUUAUAAGUAUUUAGCCUUACUCAAAAUGUGCAAAGAAGAAUAAUGGAAGCCCCUGAAUACCUUGAUUUGGAUGAAAUUGACUUCAGUGAUGACAUAUCUUACUCAGUCACAUCACUCAAGACCAUCCCAGAACUGUGCCGGAGAUGUGAUUCGCAAAGCGAAGACAGAUCAGUUUCUAGCUCUAGCUGGAAUUGUGGCGUGUCCACUCUUAUUACAAACACGCAAAAGCCCACGGGAAUCGCUGAUGUAUACAGUAAGUUCCGCCCCGUGAAGAGAGUUUCCCCACUGAAACAUCAGCCAGAGACUCUCGAGAACAAUGAAAGUGAUGACCAAAAGAACCAGAAGACGGAGUACCAGAAAGGGAGUGAGUCUGACCCAGGCCCCCAACCUGAGGAGCUCAGCCCCGGAGAUAGAGAAGGCAUCCCCCAAAGUAAGAGCACGGAGCCCAGCACAUUGCUGGGCGAACUGGAGCAUUAUGACCUCGACAUGGAUGAGAUUCUGGAUGUGCCUUACAUUAAAUCCAAUCAACAGCUUGCCUCUUUUACCAAGGUGACUUCAGAAAAAAGAAUUUUGGGUUUAUGCACAACCAUCAAUGGUCUUUCUAGCAAAGCCUGCUCUACAGGAACUCCUGAGAACUCUCCAUCCAACAUGACACCAUUUUGUGUUCUUUCUCCUGUGAAAAGCCCUCACUUGAGAAAAGCAUCAUCUGUCGUCAGAGACCAGCAAAAGCUCUCCACUGAAGAAGCCGAGAGCUCACCUCCUCUAGUUAAAUGUGGCUCUGCAUAUGAGCCCGAAAACCAGAGUAAGGAUUUCCUAAACAAGACCUUUAGUGAUCCACAUAGUCGAAAAGUUGAGAAGGCAAUGCCAGACUGCCAGCUCAGGGCCUUCCAUCUGCAAUCCUCAGCAACAGAAACCAAACUAGAAGAGCAGAUUGGUGGCAUGAACUGGACCAGCUCCCAAGGCCCAGAAGAAAGGAGUGAAUAUCUGAAAAAAGUAAAAAGCAUCUUGAACAUCGUUAAAGAAGGACAAAUAUCUCUCCUGCCACACCUAGCUGCUGACAAUCUAGACAAAAUUCAUGAUGAAAACGGAAACAAUCUCUUACACGUUGCCGCAUCGCAGGGACACGCAGAAUGUCUGCAGCACCUCACAUCUUUGAUGGGAGAAGAUUGCCUCAGUGAGCGAAAUGCCGAGAAGUUGACUCCAGCUGGCCUGGCCAUCAAGAAUGGUCAGUUGGAGUGUGUACGCUGGAUGGUGAGUGAAACGGAAGCCAUUGCAGAAUUGAGUUGUUCUAAGGAUUUUCCAAGCCUUAUUCACUACGCAGGUUGCUUUGGCCAGGAAAAGAUUCUUCUGUGGCUUCUUCAGUUUAUGCAAGAACAGGGCAUCUCGCUGGAUGAAGUGGACCAGGAUGGCAACAGCGCUGUUCAUGUAGCCUCACAGCAUGGCUACCUCGGGUGCAUACAGACCUUGGUUGAAUAUGGAGCAAAUGUCACCAUGCAGAACCACGUGGGAGAAAAGCCCUCCCAGAGCGCCGAGCGCCAUGGGCACACCCUGUGCUCCCGGUACCUGGUGGUGGUGGAGACCUGCAUGUCACUGGCCUCUCAAGUGGUGAAGCUAACCAAGCAGCUAAAGGAACAGACAAUGGAACGUGUCACACUGCAGAACCAGCUCCAACAACUUCUAGAAGCCCAGAAAUCAGAGGGCAAGUCACUCCUUUCUUCACCCAGUUCACCAUCCUCUCCAGCUUCCAGAAAGUCCCAGUGGAAAUCCCCAGAUGCAGAUGAUGAGUCUUUAGCCAAAAGCAAACCAGGAGUCCAAGAGGGGAUUCAGGUUCUUGGAAGUGUGUCAGCAUCCAGCCGGGCUAGGGCCAAAGCAAAAGAUGAAGAUUCUGAUAAAAUCCUACGCCAGUUACUGGGAAAAGAUAUCUCAGAGAAUGUCUGUGCCCAGGAAAAGCUGUCCUUGGAAUUCCAAGAUGCUCAGGCUUCCUCUAGAAAUUCAAAGAAGAUUCCUCUGGAGAAGAGAGAACUGAAGUUAGCCAGGCUGAGGCAGCUGAUGCAGCGGUCACUGAGUGAGUCCGACACAGACUCCAACAACUCUGAAGACCCCAAGAGCACACCUGUGAGAAAGGCUGAAAGGCCCAGGCCACAGCCCAUUGUGGAAAGUGUGGAGAGUAUGGACAGCGCAGAAAGCCUACACUUGAUGAUAAAGAAACACACCUUGGCAUCAGGACGCAGGUUUCCAUUUGGUAUCAAGGCCUCCAAAUCUCUGGAUGGCCAUAGCCCAUCUCCCACCUCAGAGAGCAGUGAACCAGACUUGGAAUCCCACUGUCCAGGCUCAGGGACUACUCCCCCAAACCAGCCAUCUGGAGACUCCACUCAGCCCAGCCCUGACAGCACUGCUGCCCAGAAAGUGGCCACGAGUCCCAAGAGUGCCCUCAAGUCUCCAUCUUCCAAGCGCCGGACAUCUCAGAACUUGAAACUCAGAGUUACCUUUGAGGAGCCUGUGGUGCAGAUGGAGCAAACUAGCCUUGAACUAAAUGGAGAGAAAGACAGAGAUAAGGGCAGGACCUUUCAGCGGACCUCCACAAGUAGUGAAUCAGGGGAUCAACUGAAAAGGCCUUUUGGAACCUUCCGAUCCAUUAUGGAGACACUAAGUGGCAACCAAAACAAUAAUAAUAACUAUCAGGCAGCCAACCAGCUGAAGACCUCCACAUUGCCCUUAACCUCACUUGGAAGGAAGACAACAGAUGCCAAGGGAAAUCCCACGAGCUCUGCUAGCAAAGGAAAGAAUAAGGCAGAGAUGUACAGCAGCUGCAUCAAUCUUUCCUCUAACCCGCUGAUUGAAGAGCAUCUGCGUAACUCUGCACGGCAUAAUGCCAUCAAUAGAAAAGUGAAGAAAUCCUACAGCAUAAAGCACAUUGCUGAGCCAGAACCAAAAGAACUCUUCCUGUAAAUCACUUUUUUUAUUCUCUCUCAUUGCUGCCCUUUGGACACCAUUGGAAAUCUCUGGAUUAUCCUCUAUGGAAAUAGAACCAGGAGAACAAUGCUUCACCAGCAGAAGAACAGAAUAUCAGAACGCCUUAAAUUUAUAAUAGUAGACUAUAUCAGACACAUUUUGGGAUGAUAUUUGUAAAUAUAACUUGUUUUUAAAGAGAUGCUGUUUAAAAGCAUGAUUGGGCAAAUGUAUGUUUUUUAAGACUGGAUUGAUUCAGCCUACCCACAGGACAUUUACCAAGCCACUGACUCCAUUUUGUAUUUCAUCAAUUGCAUGAGUGUUUGCUAAUGUUGAUUGAAUUUCCCUUUCCCCAUAAUAUGGGCAGUUUUGGCUCAGCUCCUCAAUGAGACCAGGUCAGUGGUAUUGCUUUCGGUCAAGAGUGUUUUUUCUGUCAUUUCUACUUUUGGUAUAAAGGAAAUAAAGCAAUGUUAACAGUCACCUAUAAGCUUGGGGUACCUACAUUCAAAUAAAU